This is a messenger RNA of Puccinia graminis f. sp. tritici CRL 75-36-700-3, 1917 nucleotides long. RefSeq lists its product as uncharacterized. The record is from RefSeq and is a predicted model, not a curated record. The transcript has 3 exons. Lineage: Eukaryota; Fungi; Basidiomycota; Pucciniomycetes; Pucciniales; Pucciniaceae. Gene Ontology annotation, molecular function: alpha-1,3-mannosyltransferase activity; GDP-Man:Man(1)GlcNAc(2)-PP-Dol alpha-1,3-mannosyltransferase activity. Bases 143 to 1585 code for a protein of 480 amino acids.
AAAGCAAUGUAACUAAUUAAUACGUAGAGGAGAGGUGUGUGUUAUUUGAGAGUCUAUGUGCCCAGUCGUGCUUGAUGAGUAAUAUUUUUGCAGUUCAAGUUGGGUUUAUAUUUGGUCGUUCCACUUGACUGUGUUUCCCAAGAUGACUACUCCCAAACCACUUCGAAUCGCUUUCAUCCAUCCUGACCUGGGCAUCGGUGGCGCCGAACGCCUGGUGGUCGAUGCAGCCAUCGGCCUGAGCCGGCUCGGUCACUCUGUCAAGAUCUAUACCUCUUCCCACCAACCAGAGCGAGCGUUCAUCGAGACCACCGAUGGGACGAUCGAUGUCAAGCUACUCGGCAACAAUCUCUUCCCGAGAUCGAUCAAGAACCGGUUCAUCACCAUCUGUGCCAUCCUCCGCCAACUCCACCUGACCUUCAACCUGAUCGUCUCCAGAUUAUUCUCAGACGAGGACUCGGCUGAUCUCUACUUCGUCGAUCAACUUUCAGCCUCGAUCCCUUUACUCAGAUAUGCUACUCGCACCCGGGUACUAUUUUACUGCCACUUCCCCGACCUACUACUCUCCCCAAGCAACAUCAACAGCAACUCAUUCGGAACUAAAGGCUGGAUCUUGUCAAAACUGAAGUCGACCUAUCGGAUCCCAUUGGAUUGGCUAGAGGAAUAUACAACAGCUAAUGCAGAUACGAUCCUUGUCAAUUCUCACUUUACCGCCGAGGUAUUCGGUCGAACGAUGACCUCGAUCAAAAAGAAGCCUCAAGUCGUCUAUCCUGGCGUGGAUGUAAACAUCUACGACUGCCCGAAACCCGAUCAGCCAGACCAGAAACCUAGCGUCAUUCACUCUGACCGGCCGACGAUUCUAUCGAUCAACCGGUUCGAAGAAAAGAAGAAUAUCAACUUAUUACUCCAGGCCUACAUUCAGCUGAGGAAGAGUGACAGCGCUCCUGGUGCUUCAAGUUUGGUCCCUCGAUUGGUCCUGGCUGGUGGAUACGACGAGCGAUUGAUGGACAACAGGCGGACGUUGAAGGCGCUCCAGGAGAGUGUCCCAAAGGAUCUGGUUCAACUGACGCUGUCGACCGAGGAUGUUGGAGGGGCGGAGCGUAUGCCGGACGUGCUGUUUCUACUCAACGUAUCGCAGGAGCACAAGCUGGCGCUGCUACAUGGCCGGUCGACCAAGUUGCUCGGCUACACGGCCUCGAACGAGCAUCUCGGCAUCGGCCCGCUCGAGGCUAUGGCCUGUCGGCUACCCGUCUUGGCCGUCGACUCCGGUGGGCCUAAAGAGACGGUCAGUGACACCCGUACCGGCUUCCUCGUGCCCCCUGAUCCGGAAAAAUGGGCCCAGUCGAUCCGGAACAUCCUUGCUAUGGACGACCAACAGCGGCGCCAGAUGGGAGAUGCCGGACGGGACCGAGUCCUCGAACUCUUCUCCACUGAGGUCAUGGCUAAGCAUUUCGAACGUGCAAUCCAAGAUAUACUUGGCCCCGUCCGUCAGACCGAUCUCUGGCUCGAACAGGGAUUCUUUCAUCUCCUCGCUUUCAUCUUGGUCCCCUUCCUGACAAUCUGGGUCGGAACUUGGAAGUUCAUUUAGCAAAAUCGUCGACGUCGUGUAGAUGAAAACUUCGUAGCCCUGUGCUUCUCCAUCUCAAUUAAUUUAUUGCUUCCCUCUUCCUGUUAGAACCCAAAAAUAAUUAUCGUUAGUCAUAAGUACCUCAGACGCAGUUUUCCCAUCUCACAUUUUUAGUGAUUCGCAUUACAGAUCAGAUCAUGCCAACCAUCUUGGAGUGGGUUAAAAGAGAGAGAGAGAGAUUCACCACAGCUACUCAUGUCACUAUUUCAUCACGCUAAACCUCUUGAAUGCUGUAUCUUUUGUCUUUUCCACAAAGGACCGAUUCAAUUUUUUUUGUUUCAGUCAAUCCAUGC